UAAUUCGUGUUACUCGGUUGGCCAUGACGUUUCUGGUUGCAUUAUAAAAAAUAAACGUAUGAAUUUAUUUGCAUGUCACUGCCACCAAUAAAAAGAUGAGGGGUGUCGUCAAUGCAGUUUACUUGCAGUUCAGCACGCAUCUGGAGAAAAGUGGAGAAAUAAUUUUAAAAAUUUGCUACAAAUUAUUCAGAAAUAUUUCAACUAAAUUGCUAAAUACUGUAAGGUUUUUAAUCACGCGUAAAUACUGUACUUACUUGGAAAAAUGGGACAAGAAUCGUCUUCACACUUAGAACUGGAACAUUUGAUCGGCUACUCAUUCAGAAGCAGGGGAUUUCUAGAUAAGGUCAGUUCUCGUGAUGUCCUGGACGGCAAACGUUACGAACUUUUGGGGGACGCCUUAAUAAAAUUUACCCUAAUGGACCAUCUUUCUCGAAAAUAUCCAGACUGGAAUGAUUUCAAAAUUUCAAACAAGUUGGACCUUCUCCUUAAUCGAGACCGGAGUAAAGAAAUCGUUGAUAAUUUUCAUCUCAAAAAAUUCGUCAAUAUGGAAAAAUCCGAUAAACUAAUCCUUGAUUCCUUGAUUGGUGUCAUCUAUGUCGACGGGGGCGGUGAGGGGGGCGCUGGAUGCAAAGCGGUUAAAAAGGUCAUCUACAAACUGUGGCAAUUAGGAGAUGGUGCACCGGAAACAAAAAAAUAUUGGAAUCGUUCACUUUUCCAUGCUGUCAAAAUUAAUCGAGAAUGUUUCUAAUGAAAUCAGUAUCCUACCAAUGCAAUUGCGUAUUUAUUUGAAUUGAAUGUUAUAUAAUAAAACCAAAAAAUUAAACGUUUAUGCUUUUGUAAAUAUGUAUAAUUUGUUGUGUAUUUAUUUCAGACAUAAGUGUAUCAAUACAUAUUCUGAACAAAUUAAUUUAUGGGGAUUUCAGAUUUAGGCGUAAUAUAUGUACAUAUUUGUAACCUUCUAGUUAAACGGUUUUACGUAAAUGGAUUACGUUCACGCUACAUUGAUGACCAGCGUCGUGAAUGUCACUUAUCCAAAUAAAUUGUUAUAUGGACUUUGUAUGUAUGUAUACUACAAUAAAUAGUUUACGCAAAAUUAAGAAAUAACGCAUUGAUUUCGAAUGUAUUUAAUGCAAACGUGUAGAAAAAUUUUAAAUAAUGGUAACAUGUAUGUAAAUCAUUACCGGUAAGGUGAUAAGGAGCAUUAAUGCUGUUCAGGAAUGUAUGUGCAUAAAGUAUUAUAAAUCGAGUAUUAAAUUUCUACCAUGUAAUAUCGGCACAUAAUAUGUAUAUGGGUAAAUAUUAAAUACCUUGGCAGGUCGCUAAAGGUUCAGAUUUGCAUAUACGGUUAGGAAAUAUUCCGACCAUUAAACUUGUCAAACGUGUUAGAUUUUUCUAAAGCAAAUAUUAACAAGUAUGUAGUCGCAUGGGGUGAAAUAAAUAUCAAGUCCUGUCUUCGCUAUAGGGUUUUAAAAAAAUUGGAUUGGCAUAAUUUCUACCUGUUUAAAUUUUUCCAAUUUUUCCACCAAAUAUGAAAUGCGGGUUAAUGAAUGCAUAAACCGGUCGGAACAUUAUGAAACGUUCGUAUGUAAGUCGGCAUUGCAGGUCAUGAAACAAAAUUAACUAGAACUUUUCUCAGUAACUGUCUGACGCUAGACGGGUGACGAUUGGCACUUGGAUCGUAAUACGUGUUGAGUGGAUAAUAUUUUAAAAUAAUGAAGUUGGCAUUAUUCUUUACCGCCACAAUGGCCUUGAUAUCUGGUUUAGAGUCGAACCAUAAUAUGCAUAAAAAUUACUCCAACUCGUUCCUGAAAUCCACGAAGAAUUGGCUGGAUGGAAAAUUUUUGACUGAUUCGAACCCUGGAGACUACACGAAACCAUCGUCCCAAUUGGAGGACGGGAUGCACAAACGGGAAAUUCGAGACAUCCAGUUGAUCAAGGAAUAUGGGAUUUCGCUGUUGAAGACUGGGAGACUGAUCGUGAAGGGAGGCAGUAUCUUCAGCCUGGACAAUGUCGGCGGGAUCCGUGGCACGACCAAAUGGACAAAUUCCUACUCAGCUACUUCAUCGCAACUCAGUAUGGUGGAUAUCGUAUUAACCCUGAACACGCUCCAGGCCAAGCUAAUGUACCAAGUAACGGGAAUCUACUUAGCUCACCCUUUUGUGUGUGUACCGCACCCAAAUGUACCAGCUACGCCCCACAAUACGAGUGUGGACCUGGACGUGUCUGCAAAUUUCUAGACGCAUGUGGGUGGAGGUGCCAAGGGGGAUUUUUGGAAUUGUGUGUAUCAAUUUAAAUUCUGAACAGCCUGUGUGAUGUGAUACUCACCAUGACGAUGAGCAAGACACGGACUUCUCUUGAUGAAUAAAUGCAAUAAAAAAUUUAAA
Folsomia candida is the source of this 2384-nucleotide messenger RNA. RefSeq lists its product as uncharacterized. The coding region runs from base 1713 to 2237 and encodes 174 amino acids. The record is from RefSeq and is a predicted model, not a curated record. Lineage: Eukaryota; Metazoa; Arthropoda; Collembola; Entomobryomorpha; Isotomidae. The transcript is spliced from 5 exons.